AUGCUGAAUCCUUUUCGACAAACUCAAUAUUCACCAGUUCUCUCUGAUCUUGAGUUGAGGGAGAAAAGUGAGAGGACUCUACAAGGUCGACAACUUCUACCGUCAAGGCUACUUGGCGUGGUAGUUCUUGGGGCUUUAGUUCUGGGGAUAUCUUUUUUCAGUGGUGUCAUUUUUGAGAAUCACUACCAUCGACAUCAAACUCUAGAUCGUUCUCAGAACAGAGAGCGUUGUAGCAAUCCCUCGACGCGCAGAGAGUGGCGGUCAUUUAGUGCGGCAGAGAAAUUUAAUUAUCUGAAUGCUGUCCAAUGCCUAAGAGAGACGCCAUCGAGAUUGCAUUCAAAUUAUUCAUUAUACGAUGAUUUUCCGUGGGUUCAUACCAAUGUUGGAAACUACUCCCAUAACGCCGCUGCGUUUGUUGCAUGGCACAGAUACUUUUUGCAUAGCUAUGAAAGAGCUCUGAGAGAAGAUUGCCACUAUACAGGAUACCUAAGUUAUUGGUAUUGGUCCCUUGAAUGGGAAAAUAUAACCAACUCCCCUGUAUGGGACAAUGAACUCGGCUUUGGCGGCAACGGAAAUCCAAGCUCAGAAGUCAUUGACUCACGUGGAAUCGGGCAAUGUGUUGUUGACGGUCCUUUUGCUCUACUAUCCGUCCCAUACAUCGGUUCUAAACACUCGCGGCACUGUUUAUCGCGCUCCUUCAACAUAACCGAUAGUUCGGAAUCAUUGAAGAUCAAGCCUUACAUGCUGGAUCAAUUGAUGGAUACAGAUGAUUACGAGAAAUUUAACUUGGGUCUUGAAAAUACUGCCCAUAAUUCAAUUCCCCAUAUGAUUCGAGGGGACUUCUCGAUGUUUACAGCUCCAUAUGAUCCUGUUUUCUUUCUUCCUCAUACGCAGCUUGAUAGACUUUGGUGGUUGUGGCAGCAGAAAGAUACUCAGAAUCGUUUGUAUCAAUACCGAGGUGUUGCGGCUUUUAAAUCGCUUGAGAAGGCCUCGGUCAAAGAUCUUCUGCUUAUGGGAGAGUUGGUUGCGGAUAUUGAAGUCAAAGACAUUCUUGACACGGAAUCGGGAAUAUUAUGUUAUAAUUACUAG
This is a messenger RNA of Botrytis byssoidea, 1089 nucleotides long. RefSeq lists its product as uncharacterized. The coding region runs from base 1 to 1089 and encodes 362 amino acids. The transcript is spliced from 4 exons. The record is from RefSeq and is a predicted model, not a curated record. Gene Ontology annotation, molecular function: oxidoreductase activity. NCBI's taxonomy places the organism in Eukaryota, Fungi, Ascomycota, Leotiomycetes, Helotiales, Sclerotiniaceae.